AUGGACCCAAUUUUGUUCAAAACGCCUGCUCUUUCUUCCGAGACGCUCGAACGACCGCCCUCGUAUGGUGCCGACGAGCAAGAUGACGAGCGUGUAGGAUUUGCGGUUAAGCAGACAACGACGACGGUGACAACGACAACGACAACAACUACAAGCUUCUUUCCUCGUCUGAAACGCAGAGUUACAGCCGUCAGAAAGCCCUCUGAGCCCGUGGUGACCAUCGAGAGUGAGCCCAGGGCAGCGCUGCUGAUCAACAAGGAUCUUCCAGAUAUCCCUGUAGCUCACCCGAACGCAAAGGUGGCCUCUCAGCGUCGUCCAAGAACUGCAGAUCCCGUCGUUUAUACGACCUCGUCGACCGUUGCGGCAUCUGUCCCGUUUGCAUUAGCCCACGCAUCUCUAGGUGCAGAAGUUUCUCAAAUCAUCUCACAAAACGCGUCUCUGCCUCUGAAUCCCCAAGCAGAGCCCCUCCAUAGACCGUCCACGGCGACCAAAGCUGAGCGGAGCACCCACAAACGCCUAUCAUUAUCAUUAUCAAGCAGUACAUACACUUCACCUUCUGUAACCUCACCUAUACCUCCCAACUCGGCUUACAGUGGUCUGGGAGAUUCGAGAGCAAAUAGUACAAAUUCACAGACAUCUCCCACCUCCUGGAACUCUCCUCCAGCGAGCAUCUUCGACUCUUCUCAGACGAGAAACGGAUCCUUCAACUCUCCCACCGAUCUUUCGGGCGGUAAACAAAUCGCUCGACGUGCAUCUUGGUGGGGACGACGACGACAGGACUCACCUUCUCCUAUGACGGAAAUCUCUCCAUCACCGCGGGGUACCGAAGGAACGAGCGAACCACCGCUGUUCCCCUCCGAACUCAAAGCCCCUCGAGUUCCUCAUCGAGCCACCUCUUCGUCGCCCCUUACACCACGAAUGGACGCAUCAGAGAAACAUCGUGCCCAGACGAUUGGAACGUCCGUCACCGGUGUCGUCGACUUGACGCAGUCACCCUCCGCGGAACUAGACGCGCCAAACUUCUCUUCCUCGCCGAAGCAAGGCGGGUCCCAAUCUGACCACGUCAACAAGUCUGCAUCAUCCCUCUCUGGAGAAAACUUUGCUUCCGCAUUGAGCGGGCUCACGUCUGGUGCCUCCUCUCGUAAUAGACCACGCGCUCUUUCCCUCUUCCUGAGGCCAUCCACUGCCAGCUCCGAGUCUGCAUCAGUAUCACACUCGCCAUUGGCUCCGAGCUCUGGUGCCGCGCAUCCACGGGUUCGAGCAGCACAAUCUCCCCCACUCCUUCGCCGAAUAUCGUCAACUCUAUUCUCUCAUUCACCCUAUUCAUCCACAUCUCCUACACCCAAUUCUUCCCUUUCCGUCUCCGGCAUGUUCUCAGACGAUGCAGUCGUCAGCUCUCCAGCUCCUUUUAUUCCAAAACCCAGGAUUGACGAGGAGACGCCCGAGUCAUACAUGGAACGGCUGCUCGAAGCCGUUAGCAAGGCAGAGGUUGCGAGCGUUCUUGCCUCAAAGGGCGAUGAGUUCCAUGUCAAGGCACUGAAGGCGUAUCUGCAGAGAUUCACAUUUACACACGACCCUCUUGAUAUUGCCAUUCGCCGCCUGCUCAUGGAUUUGUCUCUCCCGAGGGAAACCCAGCAAAUUGAUCGCGUCAUGGAAGCAUUCUCAGCACGGUAUAUGGAGUGCAACCCCGGAAUUUUCACUGACAAAGAUCAUGCCUAUAUUCUUGCUUUCAGUUUGAUCAUGCUCCACACAGAUGCCUUCAACAAGAGCAAUAAAACGAAGAUGACCAAGGCGGCAUAUGUCAAGAAUGCUCGACUUCCUGGUAUGCGCCCAGAGGUCCUCGAGUACUUCUAUGAUAACAUCGUCUUUGCGCCAUUCAUCUUCAUUGAAGAUCCCGUUGAUAUCAAUGGGCAGCGCGGGUUCACAGCUGAUUCCGCAUCCUCAACCUCGAGCUUCUUGAAGCAGUCCAACAAAAUUGAUCCAUACUAUCUCAUUGCACGGAACCUAUUGGAUCCUCUUCGUGUCGACGUCGAGCAAUAUGUUCCCAGUAUCGAUCCCUAUCGCUACCUGGGAACAGCAGAGUCCUGGGACUACGAGGAGCUGCGUCAGGCAUUUGCUCGGGCAAGCAUAGUGGAGCUCGGGGAUCGAGAUCCCAGUCGUCGAAUGUCGGCAGCUCAUCUCAACCUUGCAUUUUCGGGCUUUACCAAUACUGCACCGACCGUCAUACCGCUCACGAUGGCGACACAUAGUGGAAUCUCGCCAACGGCGUUCAAUGACGUAUGGACAUUCAAGUUGACCAAGAUUGGGAUCAUGAAUCGCAAAGAGGACACAGUAGAAGGCGGGAAAAAGGCGACAGCUCGCAAAUGGCGGCAGUUCAAAGUUGCUCUCACCGGCUCGCAGCUAUUGUUCUUCAGGGAUCUGCGAUGGGAUCAGGCUCUGAUCCAGCGCCCGGGAUCGAGGAAUACAUGGAUGCUUCCUCCUGGGUACAUGGUGAAACCGGACGAAAUUAUCUCUGUCAACGAUGCGGUGGCUAUCCUGGAUCUAUCCUACCAAAAGUAUCGCAACACAUUCAGGCUUCUCCUACCGAAAGGGCGACAGUUUUUGCUGCAAGUUUUGGAUGAACAUGAGCUUAACGAAUGGCUCGCGCGCAUAAAUUAUGCUAGCGCAUUCAAGACUGCAGGCGUGCGAAUGCGUCCAACCGCUUUGUCGAGUAAGGAUGUAGAGUUGACAGGAAUCGCUGCAGCAAAUUCCCAUGCGCGAGAGAGCCGCUUGGUGCAGCCUUAUCCCAACGGGCACUCUCAAGGGAUCCAUGAUUGGAAGUCUCCUGCCGGUGAGGAGCUUGAGACCCCACCAGAGGACAAUGAUGAUCAGGAUAAUACUGCCUCAGAAGUGUCAAGCCUGCAUCCCCCGACUAGGACUGGCCUCCUUCCCAUUAAUCGCUCUACGGCGGCGCUCGACGUUGAGAGUGCCGAGGAUCUCGUCAAGGAGGAUGCCGCGCAAAUCAAAGCCACGUUUGAAGACGUCAAGGCAGAACUGGCAGCUGGACCCCGCACAUUGCCAGACUCCAAGGAACUGGGCGCGGCUCGCGCUCAGCUUGCCGGACCUUCCUUGCGGAAGCAGCCGUCUUGGACGGCUCGAAGCUCUGAAGACAUUGAGCUGUCGAGGGAGCGGCUGUCCUCUAGAGGCACCGUUUUGCAAUUGAAGAUUGCAGAGAUAGAAACGAGGAUCUCGACGCUCCAAACCCAGCUCGAUGCUGACCUUCUCUUCUCCCGCAAUGUCGCCAUCAGCACUCCCUUCCAAAACGUGACAAGGACCAGGCUCCAAGAACAUGUACGCCGCAUUUCGAGAAGAGUGGCGCAAGCGCGUCUGGAGUUGGUGAAAUUACGAUGUCAUUUGGAGGUUCUCCAUACAGAUUUUGUGGAUGAGGAGCGCCAGCGAUAUCACACGACAAGAACCGCUCUGAAGAUCGCGACGGCCACACUUCGACGACGGUUGGAAGAUCAGCCAACGCCCAGGGUACCGUCACCCGAGUCUAUUGCGCUGGCGGCAGCGGACAGAUUCUCCCCUCCUUCACAAAGCAGUUUUCAUACACGACACGGGUCGUCAUCUUCGUCUGCACCGAGUAGUACCGUCUCCAGUGGUACGGUCAAUGCCCACCUAGGGUCAAGCAAACCGACGAACCCGAAUCCGUUCACUCUUCGCCCAAGUGUGGCGAAACACAACCAAGAAUUCCCACUCUCGCCUGAGGAUCCUGACGCCGCUGUGGAUGAUUUCUCUCCCGGCGGCAAGCCAGAAGAGGCAGAAGAGUGGAACAAGACACGGGCUGCGAAGCGAGUUUCGCUUGUCACGGUUCGUGCCGAUGCUCUCCGCCCUUUCGUCAAUCGUGGAACCGCCGAAGAUGCUCUGGAGCAGCUUCAAGAGUAA
Messenger RNA from Serendipita indica DSM 11827, 3924 nucleotides. The record is from the annotation of a GenBank genome assembly. Lineage: Eukaryota; Fungi; Basidiomycota; Agaricomycetes; Sebacinales; Serendipitaceae.